This is a messenger RNA of Mesorhabditis spiculigera, 2859 nucleotides long. The record is from the annotation of a GenBank genome assembly. NCBI's taxonomy places the organism in Eukaryota, Metazoa, Nematoda, Chromadorea, Rhabditida, Rhabditidae.
AUGAGGCCAAAGAAGGAGAAGCCGGUGGGAGAGAAGAAGAGAGUCCCCCGCGAAGCCACCCCAUUCGACUAUAUGGACGAUGACUGGACGGAUUCCGUGGAUCAGCCAAUGUUUGAUGAGGCGCACGUCUUCUCGUUCCCGAUGCAGCGCAACGGCCUCGGAGGCUUCAACCGCCGCGAGAAACGCCAAGAGUUCGGACCGGAUUCGAUGAUGGGCUAUAGAGGGGCACCGAUGGGACAAGGAGCCAUGCCGAUGGGCCAGAUGGGACCGGAGGGGAUCGGCCCUAUGGGAAUGGGACCUAUGGGACAGCCACCGAUUGGACAAGGACCUCCACAAAACCAGAUGCCCGGCUUCAACCCCUACGAGAUGGAGCGUGGCCAGGAGGGUCCCUACGCCAGGAACUUCGACUACAAGCUCCCCCAAGGCAACCAGCCCUUCCCGCUCCAGGAGCCAAUCUUUGAAGCCGUCAUGCCAUCCGCCCCUCAAGCCCCGAACUCGUCGCCCAACCCCAACGAGCCGCGCCGCUUCAUGAAGAUGUUCGGCAAGAGGCAGAACGUCCAGAACUUCCAGGGGAACCAGAUGCCCCCAAUGGCCUUUAACGACAACGACGAUCACGAGUAUUCGAGGAUCGAGCGAGCCUUGAUGGCUAUGCGGCAGCAGCAUGGCAGGAGGAUGCAAAGGCGGGAAUCUGGGCCCGAGGCGACGAACAUGCCAUUCCCGAUGGAUCGGGAGCCAACGCCGGCUGAGAUCAUGAUGAUGAAGCUGCCGAUUAUGAAUAAGGAGACGACGCAGCCGCAGCGGUUUGUGAGAUCACCAAUGGAACCCACCGACGACAUGAUGCGCGGAAAGCUGCCAGUCAUCAAGCGCGAGGCCGGAGAGUUCAUGGGACCGGGCCGGCAGUCCGGAUUCCAGAAUAGUCGCUUCGGAUCCCGUCGCAUGGAUCAUCUGGCACCACGCUCACCGAUGGGAAUGCUGCCCGGAUUCGGCCAGGGCCCUCGUGCCGACGCACCAUUCGAGGGGGAGCAGGCACCGCAGAUGCCGUUCCCAUCUCCGUUCGGUGGACCUUCGCAGGACUUCCCGAUGGGACAGCGUGGUGACGGGCCGUCUCGGGGCUUUCCGAUGGGCCAAGAGGGACCUAUGCGCAGGUCUCCCAGACAGAUGCCAGGCAACGGCCCGAUGGAGACGAACAACGGCCCGAUGCGCCCGAACUUCCAGCCGAACUUUGAUGGACCUCGCGGUUUUCGGCCUGGAAAUGGACCUAACGGCCCAAUGAUGCCCCAGGGUGACGCUCCCUUCCUUGAACCACCAAUGAUGGGACAACGACCCGAUGGUCCAUCUCAGGAGGGCCCUAUGAGGCCUCCAAGGUUCGGUCCUCGCGCUCAGGGCCCGCGGUUCCGACCUGAUGGCCCCUCGCAAGAUAGUCCGUUGAUGCCACCGCAGUUCGGACCAGGACCCCGACCGGAUGGACCACGUUUCCAACCUGGUCAAGAUGGCCCAAGGAUGGCACCUCGCCGCUUCCAGCCAGGACCUGGCCCUCGUCCCGAUGGCCCGUUCCCAUUUGGCCCUCGUGGUGGAGAGCAUGGAGAACAGCGUGGAUUUGGACCCCGGCCACAGUCGGAUGGUCCCUUCCCGUUCGGACCUUCUGAUGAUGCGCCGAUGCCGCCAAUGUUCGGACAGGGACCUCGACCUGAUGGGCCUCAGUUCCAGCAAGUACCUUCCCGUGAUGGGCCAAUGAUGCCACCCCAGUUCGGGCCAGGACCUCGUCGUGAUGGACCCUUCCCAGGACCUUCUCAAGAUGGACCGAUGAGGCCACCACCACAGUUCGGAUCGGGAGCCCGCCGAUUCCAGCCUGGCCCUGGACCUCGUCCAGAUGGACCCUUCCCGUUUGGACCCUCUGAUGAUGCCCCGAUACCGCCGCAGUUCGGACCUGGACCUCGACCUGAUAGUCCCUUCCCAGGACCCGCUCCGGAUGGACCGAUGAUGCCACCACGACCGCGCUUCUCACCAGGACCUGGACGUCGGCCCCGAUUCCAGCCAGGACCCGGACCUCGACCAGACGGACCCUUCCCCUUCGGUCCUUCCGGUGAUGCACCUAUGCCACCACCUUUCGGCCCAGAUGGCCCAUCCCAAGAUGGCCCCCGACGACAGGGACGUCGCUUCCGCCCCUCUGGCCCUCGACCUCAACCCCCGAUGCCGUUCCCGGGAUUCCCAGGCAUGGAUCAGGAUGCUGAUGACGACCAGAUGCCAAUGAUGCCCCCAAUGCCAUUCAUGCGCCGUGGAAACGGGCCCAAGGUGUUCAUGAUGAUGAACCGCAGCCCGCGCCCAAAUCCCUUUGCUCCUCCGCCACCACCUAUGUUUGCCGGUAUGCCCCAGAUGCCGAAUGCUGGUCUCCCCGACCUUCUGCGACUUUUGACUGACUUGGGAGAGAUGCCUGCUAUGCGACAGGGACCCCGACGAGGCGGAAAGCCGGGACGCAAGCCGGAGGGCGGCAAGGCCCCGGCGCAGGAGCAGUUCACUUUCAAGAUGGGGCCCGAGGGAGUGUCGGUACAGAGCUUCUCGGCCAGGAUGGAACGGCCGAAGAAGGAGGAACAGGAGGAACAGGAAAAUGUCGCACCAGUCCCUACGCCAUUCGUCGCCGACAACCGAGUAGAUGAGCCUCAGGCCGAUGAGGAGCAGCCGGAGCCGGAGACCAGGCGAACGCCGCUCCGCUUCGACCAGCGGUCCUUCCGCCGGGCGCGACUCGAGAAGAAGCUCCAGGCGAUGAACAAGGGCCGCGGGGACGGAAGCGUUGACCCGGCUGAGGGUUCCCUUAUUCAGUUGGAACGCGGCGGCAUCCGAUUCCCGGAGCAGCAGCAGCAG